Lates calcarifer (barramundi perch) is the source of this 1292-nucleotide messenger RNA. Its product is annotated as low affinity immunoglobulin gamma Fc region receptor II-a. Gene Ontology annotation, biological process: cell surface receptor signaling pathway. Gene Ontology annotation, molecular function: transmembrane signaling receptor activity. The record is from RefSeq and is a predicted model, not a curated record. The transcript is spliced from 7 exons. Bases 273 to 1076 code for a protein of 267 amino acids. Lineage: Eukaryota; Metazoa; Chordata; Actinopteri; Centropomidae.
UACGUAUAUGUGACAGUGAGGAGCCAAACUCCAAACCACCACAAAGAUCACACUGUGUUGCAUUGUUUGUAUUUAUUUUCUGUCUUUCUCAGACUGGGGGCCCUGUAGAAGAAGGGAGGGAAAAAAAAUUACCAAGAAUAUUUACCACAAAUGACUUGCUUUGUUCUUCUACCACAUCUUAAUUCCCCCCCCCUUUUUUUUUUGUAAUCGAAUCGUUAAAAAGCGAUCUAGAGUAUCUUAGGUUUAGUUGUGGUUUCCACCUCUUCCUCUCUAUGUAUCUCAUUCAGCAGCAGGUCAGAAUGGAGGUGGCAGCUCUCUGUCUUCUUCUCUUGAUGAAUUCCUUGGAUUCUGGUCAAGCAGAAGUCUCUGUGACCAUUGCCCCUAAAAGGUCCCAGUUCCUUAAAUAUGAAAAUUUUGUUGUGAGUUGUGUUGAGGACGAGCACAGGGAGGAAGAAGAGGAGACGAGGACUGGAUGGAGAGUGAUGAAGAGGAUGGAGGAUGGGGAGGUCCAUGAGUGUCUGUCCUCCUGCUCCGUUGCUGCUGCCUUCCCUGCCACAGACAGCGGACUGUACUGGUGUGAAACUGAAUGGGGAACAACCAGCGACGCCGUCAACAUCACCGUCACUGGUGGUUCAGUGAUCCUGGAGAGUCCAGUUCUUCCUGUGAUGGAGGGAGACAAUGUGACUCUGUGUUGCCGCAACAAAGAUGGCUACCUCAUGGCUGAUUUCUAUAAAGAUGGCAUCCCCAUGGUGACCAGCUCCACAUUAAACGUGACCAUCAACAGUGUUUCCAAGUCAGAUGAAGGACUCUACAGGUGUGACAUCUAUGGAUAUGGGAGUUCACCAGAGAGCAGACUGACUGUCAAAGUCUCUGUCCUCCCCACAGCACCACCUGGAGACCAGGUUUCUCCAGCUCCCAUGCUGCCUGUCUCAACCCUUCUGCGUCACCUGAUGGUGGGAACUCCUUACCUGUUGUCCACCAUCUUACUGGGACUCAUAUACAGAGACAGGAAGAAAGUGCUGCAGGCUAAGGAGGCAAGCCAGCCAUCUGAUGUCAUCAUGGAAAUAGCUGUUUAACAAUUAGUGACAUCACAUACAAAUUACCCCAAAGAUAUACCCUAAAAUAGGUGAUGUCAAAAUUCCCCUGAUUUUCAUCUAUGGGUUCUCAAAUUGUCAGACUUUUAUUAUCUCAUCUAUUUUUAUUACUUAUAGAAUUUAAUAAAUUAAUUAAGUAUUUUCAUUUCACCAUGAGUUAAUUUUUUGCUGACACAGAAAAUAAAGUGCUGAUCUUGG